Pteronotus mesoamericanus is the source of this 2400-nucleotide messenger RNA. RefSeq names its product ubiquinol-cytochrome-c reductase complex assembly factor 1. The record is from RefSeq and is a predicted model, not a curated record. Gene Ontology annotation, biological process: mitochondrial respiratory chain complex III assembly. Lineage: Eukaryota; Metazoa; Chordata; Mammalia; Chiroptera; Mormoopidae. The transcript has 11 exons. Gene Ontology annotation, cellular component: mitochondrion.
AUGAACCACAGCCUUGUGCGCCUGCGCUGUCUCUGCCUGGCACCCGCUAGCGAACGGACGACCUAGUGAAGGGGUGGUGGCAGAGGGGACUCCGGAAGCCCACCCUUCACCCGGAAAUGGUUGUUGAGGAACAUGGCGUUGCUCGCGCGAGUCCUUAGGAACCAGAUUAGCAUCUCCCAGUGGGUUCCAGUAUGCAGCUGGUUGGCGCCUUUGUCUCCCACACAGGGACAGUGCAGCAGGCCUCUGUCUGGCACUGCCCAGUGGCCCCAGAUGAGGCAGUCCCUAACAUGUGGUGGAUCCGAACAGAUUCUUGGAAUAGACAUACAGCUGAGUAGGAAGUAUCACACCACAAAUAAGCUUUCUACUACCAAGGAUUUCCCACAGCCUGUUGAGGAAAAAGUUGGUGCCUUCACGAAGAUCAUAGAAGCCAUGGGAUUCACUGGACCUUUGAAAUAUAGUAAAUGGAAGAUUAAGAUUGCGGCACUACGCAUGUAUACUAGCUGUGUGAAGAAAACUGACUUCGAGGAAUUCUUUCUAAGGUGUCAGAUGCCUGAUACAUUCAAUUCAUGGUUUCUUAUAACUCUUCUUCAUGUCUGGAUGUGUCUAGUCCGAAUGAAGCAGGAAGGCCGGACUGGGAAAUACAUGUGUCGUAUCAUAGUUCAUUUUAUGUGGGAGGAUGUCGAGCAGCGUGGCAGAGUCAUGGGGGUUAAUCCCUAUAUCCUGAAGAAGAACAUGAUGGUUAUGACAAAUAGUUUCUAUGCAGCAAUCUUGGGAUAUGAUGAGGGGCUCCUUUCAGAUGAUCAUGGGCUGGCUGCCGCCCUCUGGAGAACAUUCUUCAACCAGAAAUGUGAAGACCCUCGGCAUCUUGAGCUGUUGGUGGAAUAUGUGAGGAAACAGAUUCAGUACCUGGACUCGAUGAAUGGUGAGGAUCUGCUGCUGACAGGGGAGGUGAGCUGGCGCCCUCUAGUGGAGAAGGAUCCUCAGAGCGUCCUGAAGCCCCAUUCCCCCGUUUAUAAUGACGAGGGUCUCUGAUGGGCUGGUCCCUCUGAGCACCUGGCCGGCUGGCUUUGAAGAACCACCAGGAGAGAGGUGCUGCCUGUUUGGCCCAGGACCCUGCAGAAAGUGGCCUGAACUGACCUAAGAACAGCUUCUGUCAAAUAUCUUGCCCCAUUUGUGUCAAUUUUCCUCUUAGUGUACCCAGGAAUCUGAUCUGGUAGGGUAUGGUACUGGGAGAAGCUCUUCUGGGGUGUCCUCUCCCUCAAAAGAAACCCUGAGCAAGACUUCUCCAGCACACGCAUUCCCCAUUGCCCCUCUAGCAACCUUGUGAUUGACAGCUUUUCCCAAAGGCUGCAGAAGAGGAUGGGCUGUUAGAAAGGGGGCACCCUCCCCAAGGGCCCACUGUGGCCUAGGAGCAGUUUGUAAUGCUGCUGCGUCAAGAUGGGUAACCAUGUUCUGUCCCCUGGCUUAGAGCUGUGGGGUUGAGUUGGCCAUUAAAAGAAACAGCAUUAACUGUCCCAUGAUUCUCCUUUAUUCCAGAGGCUUUUAGAAACCUAUCUAAGGUGGAGGUUGCUAUAAGCUGAGGAGAACCCCCCAGCUCAGAGACAGGAGAGAGAGGGUCGGGAGGGUCUCUGCUGCUGCAUGUGCCUCCAGUUCAUGGAGAUGUCACUGUUCUGGCCAAGCCACGGCCUGCCAGGCCCGGUGCUCUGGGGCCCCAGAGGCCCCUGAUGGCCAAGAGCUUAUCUCCCAAGUCAUUUGGAAAGAGGCCUUCAGAACAAAGUUCCCUUUGUCACUCUCCAGUGAACCAGGUGAGGAACAUGCUGUCUUUACUCCUUAGUUCCCCCUCAUAUGAAAUAGAAGGGAAUAGAGGAGAACAUUCUUCCUGGCUUUGUUGUACCAUCGCAGGACCCAGCCCUGUGCCCAGCUUUCUGUGCCUGACUUCUGGAGCAUGUGCUGCAGAGCUCCUUGGUCUGAGCACUUGAGGACCUGUCCCCUCCUCCCCCUGAAUAUGGGUCAUCUCUUGGGGGAUUUUCUUUAAAUUGAAGAAAGGGGGCGGGGAACCAUACUGCCCCUCCUUCCCCCCCAUCAAACUUCCUUCAUUUAACUUGCUAUAAAAUGAGUCAUAUAAAGAAACUCUAUAUGGGUGAGGUAUAUCCCACUUCUAUGAAAACAUUACAAAUCAAACCGCCUUCUCUGAGUUUAUUUAAGAUGCUUUUGUUGUGAGCGGAGCUCUAGAGUGAAGCCUCCUCUGUGUGUGUGAGAUAAUAACACCUUGUAACUCAUUACAGCUGGGCACUAUUUACAUAAACCAGAGCUGAGCCAGGCAGGAAUUUGCUGAUUAAUUUAUUUUUAAUGGAGUGAAGUAUACCAUGCACCAAAAUAAACUUUACUGUGUGUACCUAA